This is a messenger RNA of Cotesia glomerata, 1520 nucleotides long. RefSeq names its product ras-related protein Rab-3 (gene Rab3). Gene Ontology annotation, molecular function: GTP binding; GTPase activity. NCBI's taxonomy places the organism in Eukaryota, Metazoa, Arthropoda, Insecta, Hymenoptera, Braconidae. Gene Ontology annotation, biological process: regulation of exocytosis; protein localization to plasma membrane; protein secretion. Gene Ontology annotation, cellular component: endosome; synaptic vesicle; plasma membrane. Bases 245 to 913 code for a protein of 222 amino acids. The record is from RefSeq and is a predicted model, not a curated record. The transcript is spliced from 4 exons.
CUGUAGCGUUUGCUACAGUGGUGCGACGACGCUUUAGUGAGACCAGUUGGCUUUCCAUUAAACCAACUAGUUAUAUUUUAAAUUAUUUAUACUAAUAAAAUCGUAAUCACCCCGUCUCGAUACCUCCUUAGUUAAUGAAAUAUCUCCAUCUGUUUAUCGCGAGUUUUAAGUUUUAAAAUCACUCGUGUUGUGUAAAGUAAACAGUGUGUGCUAAAGGAACACCUUCCUCGAGUAUCUGUGACAGAUGGCAGGACAAGAUCCAAAGUGGCAGAAAGAUGCCGCGGAUCAAAAUUUUGAUUACAUGUUCAAAUUGUUGAUCAUCGGGAACUCGUCGGUAGGAAAAACCUCAUUUUUAUUCAGAUACGCGGAUGACUCCUUCACGUCAGCGUUUGUGUCGACUGUCGGCAUUGACUUUAAAGUCAAAACUGUGUUCAGACAUGAUAAAAGGGUCAAGCUACAAAUCUGGGACACGGCUGGACAGGAGCGUUAUAGAACCAUCACGACGGCCUACUACAGAGGAGCGAUGGGAUUCAUCCUCAUGUACGACAUAACUAACGAAGAGUCUUUCAACUCGGUCCAAGAUUGGAUCACGCAGAUUAAAACUUACUCGUGGGACAAUGCUCAGGUCAUUCUCGUAGGCAAUAAGUGCGACAUGGAGGACGAAAGGGUGGUCAGUUUUGAGAGAGGCAAGCAGUUGGCCGAGCAACUGGGGGUACAAUUUUUUGAGACUUCUGCCAAAGAAAAUAUUAAUGUUAAGGCGGUGUUUGAACAAUUGGUAGACAUAAUAUGCGACAAAAUGAGCGAGUCUCUCGACAAUGAUCCAGCGCUGAUGGCAGGAGGCGGUGGACAAGCGAAAGGACAAAAGCUAACCGAUCAGCCGGCGAACCCUUCGAAUCCCAACUGCAACUGCUAAAGACCUAAAUAAAAUAAAUUUUAAAAGUCUAUAUAAAUAUAUAUUAAAAACAAAAAGUAAAACUAAACAAAUAAAAAAAAAACCACCAAGAAAAAUAAAUAAAGCGGUUAAGAUCCAAUCACGGCGGUUGUCUCUAAAUCGUUAUAUUACAUUAGUUAGAAUUAUUAUAUGUUCAGCCGUUAAUUAUUUAAUCACUGGUUGUUUGGCACGUAUCGUGGGACUCGUUAUUUAGUUAGAGAAUUUAUCAGACCAUUUAUUAUUACUUAUUACCUGAGACUUUUUAUUAAAUCCGCAGAGUUUCUAUCAGUGAGAACUCAGACUUUGCGGUUAAACUUCACAUUCCUCGUUAAUAUUAUUAUUAUUUUCAUUAUUAUGACAUAUAUAUAUUUAAAUAGUCACUGUGCCGUCACGAAGAUGCUCGACGCCCUGAUUAUUGAUUAUCUCAGUUAUAAAAAAAAAAAAAAAAAAAAAAUCCUCGUCUUUUUUUAAUUUGUCGAUUGGCGUGAUACAUUGCACGUGCGCUCGUAUAAUUUAUUAAACACCCCCAUUAUAUUAUUUUUUAACAUAAUAGAGUAACGAUUGCGCUGGUACGAGUAUUUUAUUAAAU